ACCACAAACCGCGUCCCUAGUCGCCCUCGCUAUAUAUUCCCAGGUUCGACUCACUCGCAAUCACGCAAACACUCCCUCUCUUCGUUUCAAAGACACUCUCAGUCUUUUAGCUCUUGACCUUUUACAAAUGGCGUGGAUGCUGUCACUGAAAGCUCUGCGUAUCUCCGCCUGCGUGGUGUUUAUGGGUUUGGCUUUGAAGCUCGGCCCGCCGCUGGUUAUGGAGCUCACGACCUCUCACGCGCCUCUCAUGUGGGCGUCGCUCCUCUCCUGGCUCAAGCCGCCCUACCUCUACGUUAUCAUCAACUGCAUCAUCAUCUCCAUCGUUGCCUCUUCGCGGUUCCACCACCAGAGCUCCGAGCGAGACCACCCAGAUGACCCGAUGUCGUCGCGCUCGGACGCUCUGGCCGAGAUCUCUCCGGAGUUCGGCGUUUUGAACUCGACGGUGGCGUACGAACGGAGAGAAGAGACCGUGGACUCGGUUUCGGAGGUGGCUGAGGCUGUGGUGGUGAAUGGAUCCGCAGAGGAGGAGGAUGAGGAGGAGGAGUUCGUGCCCUCCCAGCCGAAGAGGAUGGACUCGUCGGAGGAUCUCUUUACGCCGGAGAAACCUCUGGUUUCUGCGAGGUUCGGUCAUCGGAAACCGGUGAAAGCCAGUACCGAAGGUGGGAGAGCGUUGAGGGUGGCAAAGCCAAAGCGGCACGAGACACUGGAGAACACGUGGAAGGCGAUAACGGAAGGGCGAGCGAUGCCACUGAGCAGGCACGUGAGGAACACGUGGGAGAAUCACGGCCGUGGAAUCAUCGUGGAGUCGCUGGUGAAGAAAUCGGAGACAUUCAAGGACCGCACCAAUGAGAUAAGCUCGUCGUCUUCUGGGGCUGGGGCUGGGGCCGGGGCCACGACCACGAGGCUUCGCAAAGAGCCGUCGCUGAGUCAGGACGAGUUGAACCGGCGAGUGGAGGCAUUUAUUAAUAAGUUCAACGAGGAAAUGAGGUUGCAGAGGCAAGAGUCGUUGAAUCAGUACAAGGAGAUGAUCAACCGUGAAAGCCAUUAACAAAAACAGUACAAGCUGUUUUUGCAAGUAAUUAGGAGGAAUAGAUGUAUUCACUAUUUAAGUUGGUUUUGUAAAAAAAAAAAAGUUUUCACCAUAGGUUAAAGUUUGGGGUAAAAUACUUGAAAUUAUGGGUGUGGGCUUCUUUUUUUUUUUUCUUUUUUUUUUUCUCUGGUUUGGUUAGACUGAUCCAUCAUGCACAGAUGGGAUAAGCUUAAGAAGGUUUCGGUGUAAAGGAAGAAACUUUGACAAUGUAUUCUUUAUUCAUAUAAUGAUUGAUAUGGUUAAUUAGUUUA
Molecule: messenger RNA, 1341 nt
Organism: Corylus avellana
Lineage: Eukaryota; Viridiplantae; Streptophyta; Magnoliopsida; Fagales; Betulaceae
Source: RefSeq, a predicted model, not a curated record